CAGUAGACUUCAGGCGGGAAGCCACUUGAGUGGUUCGAAAGCUGCCGCAAAAAGACAAAAACAACCGUCCCAUCAUCAUACAGAUACAGUUGGUGACGUGGCAUAAAGGCGAAAACAGUUCUGCGGAAGGCACAGAGAGAGAGAGAGAGAGAGAGAGAGAGAGAGAGAGAGAGAAUCAAGGGAUAGAUACAAAGCGAGAAAAUACGUACUCCAUAAUCGUACACAUUGGAGAGAGAGAGAGCGCUGCAAAUCUCUUUUUUGUGUUCUCUGGUUUUAUCUUUCGGUAGCUUUUCAAUAAUCCAAAAACCUAGCCGCUGUCGAGUUCUUCAAUCGGCUUCUUCUCUUCUCUCUCGGAGCUAAAUCGACCUCAGGUUGGAAUUGCUUUCUGCGUUUAGAGCCGAACUUGAAGUGAUGUUGAUGAUGGGCGAAAUCUCAAUGAAAGUUUUUUCAAUCUUCCUGUGCAGCUUUUAUAGCAUCGAAAUGGGAUUCACGCAGCACCAGGGCCAUACCUGAUGCUAGGGCCAUACCUGAUGCUAUAGUUUGAAUGGCUGAUAUACAGAGGGUUAGUCUUGGUGAGAGGGAUGUCGAGCAGGCCAUUACAGCCUUAAAGAGAGGAGCAUAUCUGCUUAAGUAUGGACGCAGAGGGAAACCAAAGUUUUGUCCAUUCCGGCUUUCCAAUGAUGAAACAGCACUGAUAUGGUACGAUGGGAAAGAGGAGAAACAGCUUAAACUGAAUCAUGUUUCAAGGAUUAUACCUGGACAGCGUACUGCGAUCUUUCAACGGUAUCCUCGGCCUGAGAAGGAAUAUCAGUCAUUUUCUCUUGCAUACGGCAAUAGGUCAUUGGAUUUGAUCUGCAAAGAUAAGGAUGAAGCUGAAAUCUGGUUUGUUGCCCUGAGGGCAUUAAUUUCACGGGGUCACUAUAAAAAAUGGAGAAAUGAAGCAAGUAGUGAUAGCGCAUCUAGUUCAAGUGCUCACACACAAAGGAACUCUCCACUUUUCUCAAGUUGCAGCAGUGACACAGUUCUUAAGGAUCAAGGGAUAAAUGAAGCAGAUAAAAAAAAUCCGGUUCCUUUCGACAAUCCCCCGCAGAAACUAUUGGGAAGAGCAUUUUCUGAUGUCUUAACCUAUAGUGAUGCACAGUGUUACCCACAAACACAGUCUGUUACCAGUUCUCUAAGCUCACUAUCAUCUGUGGGAUUGGAUACCAUUGAUGGUAGGGGUUCUGCGGAUAAUAUUCGACUCAGUUUGUCGAGUGCAGUAAGUUCAUCAAGCCAGGGAUCUUCUCUUGAGGAUUUGGAUGCUAUAGGCGAUGUUCUUAUUUGGGGAGAAGAAAUUGGUAAUGGAAUGCUAGGUGGAGGUGUUUAUAGAAAUGGAAUAUUGCCUCAAGUCCGAAUGGAUGCUCUGCUGCCAAAAACUCUGGAUUCAGCAACAAUGCUUGAUGUCCGAAAUAUCGCUUGUGGGAGUAAACAUGCUGUAUUAGUCACCAAGCAGGGGGAGAUCUUUAGUUGGGGAGAGGGGUUAGGUGGCAAGCUUGGGCAUGGAGCACAAGUUGAUGUUUCUAACCCAAUGCUCAUCACCACUCUUAGCGGAUCGAACACUGAUUUGGUAGCCUGUGGAGAGUAUCACACUUGUGCUGUUACAGUAUCUGGAGAUUUUUAUACUUGGGGAGAUGGUACCCACAAUUUUGGCCUUCUAGGGCAUGGGAGUGAGGUCGGUUGCUGGACCCCUAGAAAAGUAAGCGGUCCGAUGGAAGGUAUGCAUGUAAAAUCCAUCUCUUGUGGACCAUGGCAUACAGCAGCUGUUACUAUGGGAGGGCAGUUGUUUACCUUUGGACAAGGAACAUUUGGUGCCCUGGGUCAUGGAGAUCGCAAUAGUUCAAGUACACCCAGAGAAGUUAUUACUCUUAAAGGGCUACACACUGUGAAGGUUUCUUGUGGUUUCUGGCACACUGCUGCUGUGGUGGAAGUUAUUGAAGAACCAGCAAGUUCAGGCAGCUCAACCAAAAAGCUGUUUACUUGGGGAGAUGGGGAUAAAGGCCAACUUGGACAUGGCGAUAAAGAAUCUAGACUUGUUCCAUCUUGCAUAGCAUUUUUUCCAGAAAACACAAACUUUUGUCAAGUGGCAUGUGGUCAUAGCAUCACUAUUGCCCUUGCAACCUCAGGGCGAGUGUAUACAAUGGGUAGUGCUGAUUAUGGACAACUUGGGAAUCCCAGAAGUGGUGAUAAGAUUCCCACUUGUGUUGAAGGUAAAAUCAGGAACAAUUUCAUUGAAGAGAUAUCAUGUGGUUCUCAUCAUGUUGCAGUUUUGAGUUCUAAAUAUGAGGUUUACACUUGGGGAAAGGGAUCUAAUGGUCAAUUAGGUCACGGGGACAAUAAUGACAGAGACACCCCCACUCUCGUUGAAGCUUUACAAGACAAACGCGUAAAGAAUGUAGUUUGUGGAUCUAAUUUCACUGCUGCCAUUUGUUUGCAUAAAUGGAUCUGCCAUGCUGAUAUUUCUCUAUGUUCUGGUUGUCGUAGUCCUUUUAAUUUCAGACGAAAGCGCCAUAAUUGCUACAAUUGUGGCCUUGUUUUUUGCAAACCCUGUUGUAGUCGAAAAUCUCUUAGGGCUUCUUUGGCUCCAAAUAUCAAAAAGCCUUACCGCGUUUGUGAUGCUUGCUUUACAAAGCUAAAGAUAACUAUGGCAUCGGGAUCCACAUUUAUAAUUCCCAGAAUUCCAAGUGGAAAUAUACAUCAGAAUUGCAGUGGGGUAGAAGAGAAGGAGAUCCUUGAAACUAAACCACGCGGCCUACUUUCCAGACUCUCCUCAUUUGAUUCAUUAAAACGAGCUAGUAGCCGAAGUUCCAAACAGGAUAGAAAAACACACUCAAACAAUGGUCAUACCCCUCCAAUAGACGCUGGCAGUGUCCAAUGUGGAAGCUCUUAUACAUCCAAUGCUUCUCUCCCUGGUUCAAGAGCAUAUUCUCGAGCAGCAUCUCCAGUCUCCAGAAGUUCAAGCCCUCCUCAUUCGGUGUCACUUGGAUCAGCAUAUUCUUCUCUUUCAUGCCCUGAAGCCAUUGUUGAUGAUUUAAAGCAAAAAAAUGAUGGCUUAAAGGAAGAAAUAGCAAUAUUAAGCUCGCAGGUAGAGGAUCUUACUCACAAAUCCGAACAUCUUGAAGUGGAGCUUGAAAUAACUUCAAGGCAUUUGAACGAGGCAAGUAAACUAGCAAGGGAGGAAGCAGAGAGAAACAAAGCUGCAAUAGAAGUAAUCAAAUCUCUAACCAGACAGUUGAAAGAUAUGGCUGAAAGAGUGCGUCAAGAUUCUUAUCUGUAUGCAAAAUCAAAUUCUCUUGUUGGAACCACUUCAACUACUCUCGAGUCCAUCAUCUAUUCGGAGUCAUUGGACUAGCAAUACGUUUACUAUCCUUACUUUAUCCUUUUCUCGGUGGCCACAUUGAGUUCCAUUUUUCUUCGAAGGAUCCAUGGGCCAAUCAGAAAAAUCAUAGUAAGUUUUAGACCGUGAAAGUGGAGCCCACACAACUCUUUUCUCUCCGCUAGUUUCCAGGGCCUGGCUAUGAUCGCAGAUGGGAUUGCUUCAGUUGAAUGCUUUUUAACAUCCACAGUUAAACACUUGAAUCAGACACAAGCCGGGAAAGAUGAUAGGCUGAGAACAAGAUUCAGCCCAUUGCAUAGAGCAACAUCAGCUGGUGCAGCUUCAUGAGGAAUGGAAGCUGAUCAAUAGGUAAUUCUUGUUUGUAAAAGAAGCUGGGAAAAAAAAAAAAAGCAGAACAGAAGGUUACUUUUAACUCAAUUUUGAUCAUUUUAUUGAUCUAGCAUUACACGACGGAUUGGGUAGACUAGUGCUCAGCUGGUAAAAAGCCAAGAAAGUUAGCCGGUAAGCAAAUGAGGUAGGUAGAUAGAAAACUGAAAAUCACGCACAUAUUGUGCCACCUUUGGUGAGCUCCGCAGUUGUACAUAUUUUUUUGCUCCAAAUGCUAGGUUUUCAUUCGUGAUGGAUUGUCGCUUUAUAUUUGUCCUCUCUCGUCAUGAAAAAAAAAAAAGAUGAGUUCCUACGGCAUUUGAAAU
This is a messenger RNA of Rhododendron vialii, 4065 nucleotides long. RefSeq names its product PH, RCC1 and FYVE domains-containing protein 1-like. The transcript is spliced from 10 exons. The coding region runs from base 545 to 3388 and encodes 947 amino acids. Gene Ontology annotation, molecular function: metal ion binding. The record is from RefSeq and is a predicted model, not a curated record. NCBI's taxonomy places the organism in Eukaryota, Viridiplantae, Streptophyta, Magnoliopsida, Ericales, Ericaceae.